Xenopus tropicalis (tropical clawed frog) is the source of this 3330-nucleotide messenger RNA. Lineage: Eukaryota; Metazoa; Chordata; Amphibia; Anura; Pipidae. The record is from RefSeq and is a predicted model, not a curated record.
GGAAAGUGGGUUAGUGAAGGAGUCCUGUGUAAGAUCCAGAUCCUGCUCAGUGUGCCUGGCUCAGCAUCCUCAGCCAUAGCAGCCCAUAGGCUCUGCUGCCCACCUCCCCGGGAUUGUAUGGGGGUCUGCGCUUCACACCCAGGCAGGGGGCAAUAAGGCACUUCAGGAUAUGGAGCUAUUUUUAUAAGAGAUCUUGGAAUUGGCUGCAAACAGUUGGGGAUUGAAGGACUUAAUUUUCGUGGUUGAUAUUUUUCCCAUUUUAACCCCUUUUGGUGUGCGAAGUUGUUUUUCAUUUUUGGUGGCAAGUUUACAUUUUUAAGGGUAUUUUUGUUCCUUUUUUUAACCAUUUUUUGGUUUUGAUUUCCAAAAUUGACCAUGGUUGGGCGAUCUCAAGCAGACAGGAAUCAGCUGCCCCUCUUGCUUCUCAGACUGCUCUGCCUUCUUCCCACAGGGCUGCCGGUACGCAGCGGGGAUUUUAACCGGAGCACCGACAACAUCACCGUCCGGCAAGGGGAUACAGCCAUUCUCAGAUGUUUUGUGGAGGACAGGAGCUCCAGAGUAGCUUGGCUGAACCGUUCUGGCAUCAUAUUUGCUGGAGAUGACAAAUGGUCCCUGGACCCAAGGGUAGAGCUGGAAAAGAGAAGCCUCCUUGAAUACAGCCUCCGCAUUCAGAAAGUGGACGUCUCUGACGAGGGGCCCUACACUUGCUCUGUGCAGACGAAGCAGCACACGAAGACAACGCAGGUGUAUCUUAUUGUGCAAGUUCCACCAAAGAUCUCCAACAUUUCUGCAGACAUCACUGUGAACGAGGGCAGCAACGUGACGCUGAUGUGCAUCGCCUACGGGCGCCCAGAGCCCAUGAUUACCUGGAGACAUCUCACCCCAACAGCUGGAACUUCUCCAGCCAGAGAUUUUGAAGGGGAGGAGGAAUUUCUGGAAAUUCAGGGGAUCACCAGAGAGCAGUCUGGGAGAUACGAGUGCAAAGCUGCAAAUGAGGUAGCCUCAGCCGAUGUGAAGCAAGUCCGCGUCACUGUGAACUAUCCCCCCAUCAUUACUGAAUCCAAGAGCAACGAAGCAACCACCGGCAAGCAAGCCAUCCUCCGGUGUGAGGCCUCCGCCGUCCCCGCGCCUGAUUUUGAAUGGUACAAAGAUGAUACAAGGUCUCGCAGAAUAAACAGUGCCCAGGGCCUGGAGAUACGCAACACCGGUAGCCGAUCCGUACUCAUGGUGGCCAACGUGACCGAGGAACACUACGGGAACUACACCUGCGUGGCUGCUAACAAGCUUGGGAUCACCAACACAAGCCUAUAUCUCUACAAGCGCGUCUCACCCACAAAACCCAUGUCCGCCUCAGAGAGAGGCAGCAACGUGCAUUACCAGUAUAAAGGACCCGGGACGCCGAUAGACAGCGCUACAAGCCUGGCCGCAUCCCUUUGGCUAAUGGCCAACCUCCUCUUCUGCCUCUUCUGCACAUGUUAAUAUAAUAAAUAUAUACAAGAAAAAAAAAAAAGAAAAAGAAAACACACAAAAAAAAAAAGUAAUUUGGGAGAGAAGGAGAGAGAGAGAGACCGAACUGUUUCCUUCAAUAAAAAAAAAAGCGUCACAAAAUGGGGGAAAAAACAAAAAAUAACAAUAAUGAGAAAACCAGAAAUCGUUUCGUCCGAGGAGGAAUCAGAUCGUCGCGAGGAGAAAGGACUGAAUUCUGUUUGAAGAAACACAAAAUGCUGAGAACAUUGAAAAAAAGCUGUAAAAAUCUGUUUUUUUUUUCCUUGUCUAUUUUUGUUUUUUUUUUCCUCUCGGUUCUUUUCACGUAACAGUCUAACGUCGUCGUUCCAAGACUCUCUCUCGCUCGUUCCCAACGGACUCAAUGCUAACCCUGGUUUCUGGUGUCCCUUUGCCCCGUGGUGUAGGAGAAGAGUCAGUAGAACCCCCCGCCCUUCCGCUAGUUAUGGUACAUUCAGGGGGCGGGGAUUCUCUUCAACGGGUAAAGUAAGUGUCAAUAUUGGAGGACGCCGUGGCAACCAUAGCGCAAAGCUUUUUGGGUUUUUAUUCCUUAAUGAUUUUAACAAAUUGGGCAGAUAAUUGUAGAAAUUUCCGUGGACUUUGAAGCUAUGACGCCUUCUACUCACGUCCUAUUGGCUCUCCUCCAUGUGACACCUACUUUUGCUCUUGCGGUUAUUUUCUACUUCACGCCCUUUUGCCCCACCCCCAGUCACCUGUACAGCACUUGGCCUUCACAUUGGAUGAGGUCUGAUGAUAUCAAAAUGGGUUUUUCUGAUGAUGCCUGAUGAUGUCACAAUGGGUUUUUCCGAUGAGGCCUGAUGAUGUCACAAUGGGUUUUACACUUUACUUUGAUCUACGAAUUCUAAAGAAAGAAGGGCAAUUGGCUAGGUAUCAUAAACCAACCAAUAACACCAGCACCCCCGGGGUAAAGCGAGGGGGCAAAGGGAUCGAAAGGUUUCUGGGCUCAAACUUUUACAGGGAUUGCUUUCUUUGCCUGCUUCCGUGUGAGUGUGAGUGUGCGCAACGCUUGCCGUAGGGACUAACACAUAUCACGACCAACAGGGUUUUGUUCAUGCCGCGACCAUUUUGCAUGACGACAGUGGCAAACACUGCAAUAGGCACUAAGUGACCAAUCACAGAAAUAGCCAUACGGACCUGGUCACGUGAUUUCCAUUGAAUCACUCCAAUCCUCAGUGGGCGACCCAUUAUCUCCUACCUACGAGCCGGCUUAGUACGUCCGGCCGUCCCACGGUUUCCAUUUUCAAACCCAACUGGACGAUGGUCUUCUACAAGGAUCCCAGUUGGCCAGUUUCUACCAAGGGUUUCUAAGCUGGACCUCAGCAAGCCAUGAUGUUAGGAUGUCCCUACAGGAACCCUGAUGGAUCACACCAAAACUCAGACUGAGAUACCUAUAGUAUAAAUCCACCCAUGGCCUUGUAUAAAGGAUGCACCGUUUGAGUAUGUGGAACCCACUGAUUUAGGGUACAAGUAUAUAGAGUGGAUACGGUAUUAUGUCUUAUUGUGGUGUUUAUUUUACAAUAAUUCCCGCCUAGGCCUUCACCUCUCCUUAACAUUGUUCCUCUAACUGUAGUACGUUAUCAUGAAUACAAAGAGGAGGCGUGCAUGGCUGUUUGGAAUAUGAGUCAAUGACAAUAGCAUUUCCAUUGGGUUGGAAGGUUCUGGGACUGAAGACUUGACAGAACUUGCUUUUCUAUGGUCUAUGAUAAGGUACCACUUUUUGUGAUUAGGUUCUAGCCCUCCAUUAAAGCAGUUAUUUAUGUAUAUUAUAAAUAAUCUCAAGAACUAAAUUUGUGCUAUACCUCUAAA